Molecule: messenger RNA, 995 nt
Organism: Mytilus trossulus (common blue mussel)
Lineage: Eukaryota; Metazoa; Mollusca; Bivalvia; Mytilida; Mytilidae
Exons: 4
Coding region: 161-538 (125 amino acids)
Molecular function (GO): calcium ion binding
Source: RefSeq, a predicted model, not a curated record
CUGUUCUCGGCGUUGAAACGAUAAUUGCUGAAGUAAUAUGAUUGGUUCUUGGUCGAUCAUUUUACUAACUCCUUCAUAUAAAUGUUUAAUGUGCUGCAUGAGACUUGAAUAGAUCAGCGGUUUAUUCAGAGAAAGCAUUUAUUGAUUGAACUUUCAGAAGAUGAAGACCCUGAUAGUGUUUUGUUGCCUUGUGGCUGCAAUUUUUGCUUCUCCUUUUAAAUUCAAAUUUAAGGAAGGAUCUGCCAUUUAUGAUGCAGUUGCCCAUACUGCAUCGAUGGUACACAAGAGAGACACUGUAAAGAGAGAUGCCAUGGCCAUGGCCUUUAGAUGGAUUGAUACCGAUAAAGAUGGACACAUUAAUGGUAACGAAUUUGCCGCAUUUUAUGCCAAUGCACACAUACCUGGACUGGACUACAGCCGGAGUCGAUGGAGACAAAUAUUCAACUUAGCCAUACCUCAAAUUGACACAAACGGGAAUGAAGAGCUAGAAAUUGGAGAAUUCCGGACUUUAGCAGAACAUGGAAUGAGAGGAUAUUAAAGACACAUUGUGACAACGUUCUACCCGUUGUUCUCACAGCUAUCACAGGAACAUUGACCUAUAAGUCUGAUUCAAUAUCAACCAUUUUCAGUUCUGACUUUAUACAAAAUUUGUGUCUGUUUUUCUUAUUCAUUUUUUGUCUGCUUUAACCGAAGCUGCUCUGCCCAAAUUAUAAACAAAUUUAACACAUUUUUAAUGUAUCAAUAUGAUUUUUUUUUUCUUUUUAUUUACACGAUGUAUAAUCCAAAGCUAGCUGUUCAUGUUGCUAAUCAUUUGCUCUGUGACAAAUAGUUGCCUACUUGCAUUCAUACAACUUCAAAUUUUGACUUUGAUACUAAAAUUUGAAAGAGGGUUUACUAAAACAUUGAUACUUUUAACAGUGUUUGUAUCUUUCAAAUAAUGAACAAGCAAAUUAUAGUUUUCAAUUAUUCAGGAACAAAUAAAAUAAUGAACUUUU